UGAAAACAAAGGGAGUGAAGCCAUAAAUUUAAAGAGCAACCAAAAGGUUUGUCAAAAUGAAGAGAGGAACCAUUCCACAGAAGAACUUAGCAAGUCUGAAAUCCAGGAGGAGCUGAAAAAGGCUAAUAGCCUUCCUAGUUUGACUCCUGGAAUCAAAACAUCAGAUAAAGACAAGCAACCCCGAGAAGGCUUUUUUCAUUUUCUUGGAAGCUUAUUUAAUAUUGCAACAAAAUCUUCUUUGGUAGAAUCUAAACCCCCCGCCUUCCAAGAUGAACCCAGCAGAUGUGAAAAGAAUUUACAGAACACAAAUACCCUUCUGGAGGACAUGCAGCCAAAGCACCCAAAAAUUGAAGAGCCUCUUUGUUCUACAGCUAGAAUAGGAGAGGAUUCUGUAAAUAAAGAUGAUGCUGUCUUAAAUAAUAUUGGGAAAGAUACCUCACAGGAUCUGCAAGGAGGCUGGAAAAGAUCUGCGGAUGCGCAACAGCAAAUGCAACGGAAGCCAGAAGCACCUGCAGUCACUUAUGCAACAUAUCGAGGUUCUGCAAGGAUUAGGCAGCUACUGAAGAAUCAGUCAGAAAUGAAUGAAAGAGGAGAAGAAAGUACUGAGAACAGAAAUGCUUCAGUGGUCAAAGAAAAUGGAGAAAUUCAAACAACUGUCUCUCCAAAAUCAGGACACUUGAUGAAAGAAAAUGGAGAUGAUGAGGGUAAAGAUCACAAAGAUGAUGCCAUAGUAAAGUCUUCUGCAGUUAAAAUGGGAAGGAAAAAGUCUGGUAAAGCUCAGCAUUGCUUGGGUAGCAGUAAACAUGAAAUAACUGCAAAGGCCACAACUUCAUCUACUGAAUCAUCUCAUGAGAUAGACUUAAGACAUAUGCCUGCUUUAGCUGCAACAAAAGUUAAAAGGACAUAUUCACUAGAUUCAUUAUUGUCAUCUAGUAGUAGAAACAGUGAGUUCCUAACCAAUUCCACUUCCCAGAUUACCAGUUCCCUUAAAAUGAGUUCUGCAGACAACUUGGUUGGAAGAGAAGAUGGACUGCUGGGAGAAGCAGAAGCUCUGUUUCAAGCAGACAAAAAUGCCACGUCUAACUUCGAUAAAGAAAAUGAUUGUAGUAAAAUAGCUAAUAAGGAGUCCACAAAAGAAACACAGGAUGAUUGUUUACAUUCACCCAAAUCAAAAAGUAAGACAGUUAAUGGAAAAUUACAGGUGAGUAAGGGAGAAUUUUGCUGUAAUCGUCAAAUGGAUAGUCACUCAGAGCUAACACUGGAUGUCCAGAUGCUUUGUUCCAGUACCACUACAUUUCAGCAGCAAGCAGAUCAGCAUAUAGGUGGUGCAGAUAAAAAUCGUGAUCCAAGAAAAAGUGAUACACAGAAAAUUGUGGCAGCUGUAGAAAAAGAGCAAAAUCCACAGAACUUUCUUGCUACUGUUCUUUUACCUUUUAAUGAACAAAUACCCACUCUACUUAACAUGGAGUCCAAAAGAGAAAAAUGCAUAGCCACAGGUAAUCUAAGUACUUCAGUGUCAUCUAUUAAAAAUGAUGAAGAUGUUGUCAUGGACAGGGGGACUUGUAAUGAAGAACUGAGUGAGUUAGGGAAACCAGUGCAAGUACAAAAUGAUCACCAAUUAAUCCAUGUGGAGAAUUCUAAGGAUGCUGCCACACAGCAGACUGGUUUACCUUGUCCAGAAGCUAAGGCUGUGGAAACAAUGAAGGUUUUAUCUGAGGUUGCAGUGGAAAACUUUGCCAAUGUAUCGUCGUGCAUACAUGGAUGUGAAAGUGUGAAAUCUAACUUGGAUAAGCUGACAGUACCUCUCUCUGUAACUAAUGAGUCGUCUUUUGAAACUGGAGGCUGUUCCUCAGCUUCCCUUCAUCCUAGUUGCAAGUCCAAAAAUAUAGGGAAAAGAGAAGUCAGUUUAAAAGAUGAGAGAGAGACACUUUCUCAUCCUGAUCUUGAAUAUGAGAAGAACAAAUCCUUUGAGCCUGUAGAGAUGAGCCUCUCAGAAAACUCUAUUUCUGUCCACAACUGUGGUCCUGUUUCCCUUGAAGCUGUUCAAGACUUUCCUGCCAAGGCAUUAGCUAUACUCACAGAAAAUAACGCAGCAAAGCCUGCGCCUUGCCCUUUAAUCACCAUUGACAGGACAGACAAUCAUACUCCUGCUUCUAAAAUUGACAAGACUGGCAUGACUGAGGUUGCUUUUUUUCCUUCUGAGUGUAAAGAUUGCGUCUUUGAACUUUCCUCUUAUAUUUCUAAGUCGCAAGAAAAAAAUCUGGAGGUUUCUCAUUCUGCCUUGAGAUAUGGAGGAGGAGCUUUGACCAACCAUUCUGCUUUCAUCAGUGAAAAAGACGUAGACGUAAUUUCUGAAUCUCCACCUGUUUCUGAAGAUGGGUGUAUUAAUUUUUCUUCCAAGAAGGAAAACAGUAAUAUGCCUAGGCUGUCACCUACAGUACAUGAUUCUUCAUCUGACAACCAAGGAAAAAUGCUUUUUCCUGCCACUAACUCUGAAAAUGGCCAGACUGCUAGAUGGUCUGCUGCUUCUGAACAGGACAGCUUUAUUUUUCCAGCUGCUGAGUCUAGGAGAAUAAUCCCUGAGGACAGAAUGACCAAGGUGCCACUUUGCUCAGGAGACCCGAGAGCUUUGUGCCCAGCCGGUUCUCUGGAACCUGAGCUUACUCCAGCUACGCUUGAUGACUCUGCUGCUGGAGUAGAUGUGGGGGGUGUUUGCAUCCCCAAGCCCACUUCACCUACUCUGGGAUCCAGAGAAGCCUCCAACCAUUCCAUUUCUGCCUUGGAAAUGUUGAGCGUUGCUCAGGGGAACAGUAAUUCUUCCAGUCACAGAGCUAGUGACGGGGCAGAGGAGGCCUCAUCCACACAACAGGCUGACAGCAGUGUCUUGGUAGAGGCAAUGCCAUCACCCAUCUGUCCUUUGAAAUCUUUGGAAACAGCAUCCAAGUCAGCCUGUACUGAGAGUGUGUGCAGAAAUGCUGUGGGACAUGUGAUUCUUGGUAACCAUGCUUCUGCUAUCUCAGAAGCCCCUUCUGUGACAGAUGAUCAAACAGCUGGUGCACCUACUCAAAUAGAGUCAAAUGAGCUCUGUUCUGACGAAGUAUGGGAGGAUACCGAUACGAAGGGACAAGAACAUGCUAAAUUCCACAAUGGUGCUGUGUUUAAAAAAGCUGAGGAAAUAGUGGACUCAGUUUUACACUUGGCUGUAGAAGAAAUAAUAGCAAAACAAGCCAUUGGUGUCUGCCAGUUUUGUGGGAGUAAGGAUAGUUUCAUAAAUAUGGAUAUUCUAAAUGAUCAGAAAGCUGCAACUGUGCAGCUGGAAGCAGAAGAAAUCCAGUCAGCUGUGCAGUCAUUAAAACAUUUUAAUGAGAGCAGUGGAGGAGGCUCAUCUUCAUUUGCAGGAAAUGAAACAGUGGAUACAAAUAAUCAAGAUGAAAAGAUGCUAUCUUACAUCCCUGAGAAAAUUGACCUACAUAGUGCACUAACACUAAAAGCAAAAGAAACAGCUGAUGAAGUCAUUAACUCAGCUAAACAAAAACUGGCAUCCAAUCAGUGGCAAGGCAGUGAGAAUAAAAGGCCUUCUGAAAAGGUUGAGCCUAAACCUAAGGCUGAAACACCAAAAAUUUUAAACUUUGAUAUGAAGUUACCUGCCAAAACACAGGAACCAACAGAGAAUAAGGAAACUUGUAGUGUAACGGUAAACUGUGAAAAGGCAGAUUGCUCAGGUCCUCCUUUGCUUCCAAAUAGUAUGGAAAAUGGCAUAGAUUGGCCCCAAAGAGGUGAAAAGAUACCAAAUAAUGCAUUUCCAUGUCAAACAAAUGGAUUUCUACCCACUGGUAGUUCAGCAAGGCUAGAAUCAGAUCUUAGGACACCAGCAAAAGAGAGACAUGAUAGAAAGCUGUGUGAACAUCAGGCUGCAACAGAGAUGUGUGGCAAAGCUGGAGUAUCAGCAACUAGUAGAAAAUCUGAUGGAUCUUUACAUUUAAUACAUAGAGAUGCUACUGUGACUGAAGAGAUGCUUCUGUCAUUGCAGUUAAAACAUUCAUGCAAUAAUACAAAUAUGCCAGAAUGCACGUUGCUGCCAACUGUAAAUAUUAACUUGUCAUCUUUUAUGCCUGAUGAAGAAUGUAUCGGCAUGCAGAGUGAAUCCAAAGACAAAAGCAGUCCUCAGGAAUCUCUGGAAAGCAGUGCAGAGGACAGUCCAUGUGCACACUGCAGAAGAGAGGCUGCAGAAGUACCUGCACAAGUAAAAGCAACCUUAGAAGAUUCAAAGGCAGUGGAGAGUAAGGAGGAACUAGCAGAAGGGUUAAGUGAAAUAGUAGAGGUUAAUACUGGAUUAAACACACAGUUCAUUGUACAUGAAUUUUCUGUUAUGGGAAAGGACAGUGAAGGGGAAAACUGCUUCAACACAGUCUUUGCCAAAAAUAAUGAUAAUCUGAAAAAGGUACAAAUGAAGGAUCGAGACAUGAAGAGAAAUGAUCAGCUUGAAGGAAAUGGUCUGGGCUGCAGCGAUGACAUGAAGGAAUCGACAGAUCUUGUAGCCUUUUCCCCACUAAUUGAACAAUGGGAGAACAAUUCUUUUACUAUCAUUUAUGAAGGUACCCUUCAAACUGAGAACAAAUCUGUCUCAACUGACAAUACACAGACUGGUUCGCUUUCUUCUUCUGAUUUGCCUUCAGAUAAUAUAGAUCAUCUCAUGUGUGAAAGAGCAAAGAAUAACCAUGAGUUAGCAUGUCUUUAUGGGAAGGAUAACAAGUUGAAUGAAGCAACAGAUAGCCGUAGCUCGGAGUCAUUUCUGAGUGUGGAGGCCAAGCGCUAUAGAGUAUAUCCUUUCUCUUUGUCUCCAAUAUAUGAAGAUGACAGCUCCCAAGAAGACUUGCUUUCCACAGACGUGUCGCCAGAAGGCCAUCCUAGUGGAAUAUCUAAAGAAAACACUGACCAUGCUUCUGUGCUUUCCCUUCUGCAGUCAGUUUCUGAGCGCUUACAGUUUACUACUCAGCUCAAAAAUAUGUUUGAUGUUGAGAGAGAAGGUGACUGUCUUUCCAGUCAAUGGAGAGGGAAAGUAAAAACAACACUUCAGUCAAAUGACCAGAAUAGAUCUUUGUUUCCUGAACAAUCACUUUUUCUUUCAGAAGAACAACUUGACUCUAAGGAGCAACCAGAACUGUUUCCAAAUGCGGCUUCUCCCAGUCAAACACCUUUUAAGCCAGUUUCACAGAAAGCUGAUGCAGCUCUAAAGUGUCCUCCUACAAGUGUGUACUACCAGUAUUUGAAAUCUGCCAACAAUUGCUCCUCUGAGAAGGGGACCAGGUUUGGAAGCAUUCUCCAGGAUAUGUUGCAGCCAAAGAUUCAUUGGUCUCAAGACAACACCAUGCCAAAACUGGGAGAACUGUCAACGAACCUCAUUGACAGGGCAAGUCUCAAAUACAAUCCAAGGCCGGGAAGGAUUAUUAUUUAUGAUAUUUAUGGUGACAAAAGUAAACAAGAAGUUCAUUCGGAUGUGCUAAAUACCACGUCCUGGAUCUUUCCCAUUGGAGCAUUACUUAGGAUAAUUAGAGGAUGUUGGAUUUUUUAUGAGAAACCAAAGUUCCAGGGUCGGAAGUAUGUACUAGAAGAAGGAGAGGCUGUGCUGGAUCAUCUUUGGGAUCUCCCGGGCAUGAAACAUCAUCAAAGAAACCUCACAGUUGGUUCAAUCAAACAUGUAACAAAGGACUGUGGUGUUCCAGAGGUAGAGUUCUGCCUGGCAGCUGGUGGUACAGAGGGACUUCCUAUCUGCAUACAGAGUGCAGUUGCCAAUUUAGAAGAACUGGAUGUUGAGAAAAACCCUUUUAUAAGAGUCAAAUCAGGAGUAUGGCUUGCUUAUUCAGAUUUUAAUUACAAGGGAGAGAUGAAGGUUUUGGAAGAAUGCGAUUCACCAUCUGAAAUUCCUUCAGCAGAUGUAAAAUCUCUGCGUCCCUUAAAAAUGGGUGGACUAAAGGUACAAAUGCCAAUGAAUGUCAAGAUAAUAAUAUAUGAGAAAACCCACUUUGGAGGAUGGUCCAAAGAGUUUUCAGAAAACAUCAGUUCUGUUCCAGCUCUGUUUGGUAGUGAAGAGGAGUUUCAGGAAAUUGGAUCAAUACGUGUAAUUGGUGGAGUAUGGGUUGGCUAUAAUAAGGAACGCUACAAAGGCCGUCAGUACUUGCUGGAGGAGGGAGAUUAUGAAGACAGACACUCAUGGGGCGGAACUGACAGUGUCCUCCUGUCUUUCCGGUUCCUUCAGGCUGAUUUCAUAGAGUCAUCAGUGGCACUUUUUCAGUCUGAUGAUGAAGAUGGGAAAGCAUUAGACAUUGUCAAUGAAGAAAUCCCUGAUCUGGAGCAGGCUGGAUUUGGCCCAGAGACGAGGUCGAUUCUUGUGAGAAGUGGAGUGUGGGUCGCAUAUCAGCAGAAAUAUUUCUGUGGUGAACAGUAUGUAUUGGAGAAAGGAAAAUAUAAAUGUUUCUUUGACUGGGGAGGAUCUAGUAAAAUCAUCAUGUCAAUCCGACCUAUUAAGUUGGAACCGCUUGGAAUGAAUGAGCCUCCACAUUUGCUCAAAGCUUUCAGUAAUACACAUUUCCAAGGAGCAUGUAUAGAUUUCACAGCAGAAGUUUCUGAUUUUACAUCAUUCAUACCAUGUUCUUUUAAGGUUCUUCGGGGAUGUUGGCUCCUGUAUUACCAAGGGGAAAUGACUGACAAUCACUGUGUGCUGGAAGAAGGCCUCUACGCUGACCUCAGUUCCUGUGGCUGCCCAACUGCUACAAUCAAAUCCCUCAAGCCUAUUCAAUAUGUUUUUGCUGAGCCCUCCAUUAGUCUGUUCGCUCUGGAAUGCUGCAAGGGCAGAGAGCUGCACUUCAGUGAACCCAUCAAUUCUGUUUUGAAUGAGGACCUUCAUUUUUACACUCAGUCUGUAUGGGUGAAAAGUGGAUUGUGGAUUGCGUAUGAAGGAUGUAAUUUUUUAGGAAAGCAGAUUCUGCUGGAGCCCAGUGAGAUUUCAAACUGGAAUGAACACAGUGGCUGGAAAGUAAUUGGCUCCCUUCGUCCUAUGAAGCAGCCAGCAGUGUACCUCAGAGUGAAGAACCGAGCCCAAGGUAAGUAUCUGACAGUCACUGGAAGCCUAGCAGAUGUAAGAGCAACAUCAGUAUGUGCGUCCCCAUAUAAUGGCAAGAAUACCCAGAUCUGGCACUACUGUCGUGGACUCUUCAAAUCCAAGGCUAACAAUGCCUGUCUGGAUGUCAUUGGUGGCAGAGAUGUGCCUGGGGCCAAAGUCGCGCUCUGGGCAGAACAUGGGAAGGACAGGCAAAAGUGGAAACUCAGUGAGGAUGGAACCAUCAGUUCAUACCUCAGCGACCAACUGGUGCUUGACAUUAAAGGGGGAAAUUAUUAUGACAAGAAUCACAUCAUUAUGAAUCAGCCAAUAGACAACAGACGUUCACAAAAAUGGGAUAUUGAAAUAUUGUGAGUAAAACCCAUCACACAGAUGGACCUCAUGUGGAUUAUUAACAGCUAGAGGGGGAAAAAACUACUGAAGUCACACACCACUGGAACCUUAAGAAGCAACUCCUCUCUACUUGCCUUCAUACCAAGCACCAACUCUUAAAACAACUGAAUCUUGCACAAAUGGAAGAUGGGAAG
Haliaeetus leucocephalus (bald eagle) is the source of this 7644-nucleotide messenger RNA. RefSeq names its product beta-gamma crystallin domain containing 3 (gene CRYBG3). Gene Ontology annotation, molecular function: structural constituent of eye lens. The transcript is spliced from 23 exons. Bases 326 to 7471 code for a protein of 2381 amino acids. NCBI's taxonomy places the organism in Eukaryota, Metazoa, Chordata, Aves, Accipitriformes, Accipitridae. The record is from RefSeq and is a predicted model, not a curated record. Gene Ontology annotation, biological process: lens development in camera-type eye; visual perception.